Molecule: messenger RNA, 3802 nt
Organism: Camellia sinensis
Lineage: Eukaryota; Viridiplantae; Streptophyta; Magnoliopsida; Ericales; Theaceae
Source: RefSeq, a predicted model, not a curated record
UUAGUAAGUUACUGCUUUCUAAUACUAAUAAUACAUUGGAGCACUCUUGAGCUUCUACUUCGUUGGCUCUUUUUCUGCUAUCAUUAUCUUCCUCUUCUGGUUUUGUAUUAUGUUUGUCUCUAUGAAGGCAACAGAAUAACUAUUAGUAGCUUUAUUUAAGUCAUAACUUGGAGUUCUGGUCUGUGAGCUCAAAAUCGAGGAAUGACAUGAAAAUGGGUGGAAUUGGGUAUUUGAACAUGUUACCAGACAAUCUCUUUUUGUAAUUGUCAUACCAAUGACGGGCUGCAAUAAGUUGUUCUUGCUUGUUAUAAAAUGAGACUUAUUGCUACUCAACAGCUUGAAAUAUUGUUGGCCUUUUAGCAUACAAAUUACAACAGUUAAGGAUUAAUGACCUCUAUCUGCAUGCUUAAAACCCUUGAUGGGAGGUUCAUUUCUCUGACCCAAUAAGAGUGAGGAAAAGCUUUCUUUAGAAUAAACAUGAAUGAGCAUUUCAUAAUAUGUUGAUUACCUUAAAAUCGCUAAGUUCAGUUCAACAGUUAUACCCUUUCCCUUCUAAACAGAUAUUAUCAGUUGAGUAUGUCACUCUUUUGAUCAGAAGAGGAUGCAUCAGAGUGGGUUAAAGGUAUAUACCUUUUAUUGGUGACAGGAUGUUGCCAUCUGACAUAAGCAUCACUCACAGUCUAUAGGUGUUUUGCUUAUGCUGGCGUGGAGCUAUGAUGGAUUAAUCUAUUGGGCAGAAUUUAGGUUUAAGAUUCUAUCAUGUUACUGUGAAGCGAAGUCUUACAUCGCCCAAGUACUAAAAUAAUAUUAAGCAUAUAAGUAUGAGGGCACCCUCACCUCUUGAGCCAGCUUUUGAGAUUGACUUCUAUCCAAGACCAUGUAACAUGGUAUAGGAGCCAAAAUACUUAGGGAUGGGUAGGGUGCAUGUCACUGGCCUGCACGCUGCAGGUGCUGCCAUGUGAGCGUACUGGGCGUGCGGGAGGGUGUGAAGCAAAGUCCCACAUUGCCCAAUUACUAAAAUAAUAUCAAGCAUAUAAGUGUGAGGACACCCUCACUCUUGAGCUAGCUUUUGGGGUUUAGUUCUACCCAAGACCGUGUGACAAUCUCAGUUAUUAGUUAUUUCAUCAAGGACCAUUAUCAAAAUUUCAAAUACCCAUGGAAUUGUUAGGCAGGACGAGUCCUGCUGCAGUUUUUGGAGACAACAUUUGUAAAGAAUGCUCAACAAUAAUUUGUUCUCAGUUGAAAUAUUUCAGUUUUAAUAACUGAAAAAGAAAUUUUAUGAAAUCAGAUGCUGCCUUAUUUUCUUAUCCUAAUAAUUUUGCUUUCAUUUAUCUGGCUAUUUAAUCAAAAAAGCAUUUUUGCGGAACAAAUUCAACAUAACUUUUAAAUAUUCCAUCCGACAUUAAUCUUGGGCCAAAAUGAGAGGUGAUUUCCAUCCAUCAUGUGCAAACCUUUCUGCUGAAUGCAUAUGGUGUAUGCAUGCCAUGGAUUAUUACUUAUAAGCUUAUAUUAUAAAAUUCCUUUUGCUGUAGGUUAUGUACAAUGUGGAUGCGAACAAUUUUGUGACAGCCAAACAGGGAAAGGGGCAGGGAAUCUUACAAUAGUCAGUCCAAGAUAAUGGUACGAGGUAGAGAUGCCUGUUGGGAACACUGUGUCCUUGUUGAUGCAACAAGACAGAAGGUUAAGUGUAAUUAUUGUCAACGGGAGUUCAGUGGGGGAGUUUAUAGGAUGAAGUUUCACUUAGCUCAAAUUAGAAACAAAGAUAUAAUUCCUUGUGCUGAAGUACCAGACAACGUGCGGGACCAGAUACAGAUUUUAUUAAGCACCCCCAAGAAACAUAAAACCCCCAAGAAACUAAAGGUGGAUCGGGCAGCCAAUGGUCAGCAAAAUAGUUCCUCUGCUAGUGGCGGUGCUCAUCCCAACCAUGGAUCCAGUGGGCAGCGUGGAAGCACGUGUCCAUCUUUCCCAUGCCCCUCUCCCAGUCCACAGCCAACUGUUGAUGAUGCUGAAAAGCAAAAGCAGGACAAUGCUGAUAAGAAGAUUGCUGUAUUUUUCUUUCACAAUUCUAUUCCUUUUAGUGCAGCUAAGUCCAUGUCUUAUCAGGAAAUGGUGGAUGCUGUGGCAGAGUGUGGGGUGGGCUAUAAACCACCCAGUUACGAAAAUUUUAGGUCCACGCUUUUGCAAAAAGUGAAAGGAGAUAUAAAUGAGUGUUACAAGAAAUUAAGAGAUGAAUGGAAGGAAACAGGUUGCACGGUCUUGUGUGAUUGCUGGUCCGAUGGUAGGACCAAAUCGCUUGUGGUCUUUUCAGCUACAUGCCCUAAAGGUGCAUUAUUUCUAAAGUCCGUUGAUGUGUCUGGCCAUGCAGAUAAUGCGCAUUACUUGUUUGAGCUGCUUGAGUCGGUUGUUUUGGAGGUUGGUAUAGAAAAUGUUGUACAAGUAAUAACAGAUAGUACUCCUAGCUAUGUUUACGCGGGAAGGCUUCUCAUGGCCAAGUACUCUUCAUUGUUCUGGUUUCCGUGUGCUUCGCAUUGUAUUAAUAAGAUGUUGGAAGAUUUCAGCAAACAAGAAUGGGUAAGUACAGUCUUGGAAGAGGCAAAUACCAUCACAAGGUACCUUUACAGUCAUGUGGGGAUUCUAAAUAUGAUGAGAAAGUUCACAGGAGGAAGAGAAUUGAUUAGGGCUAGAAUUACUAGAUUCGUCACUAAUUUCCUCUCCUUGAGGUCCAUUGUGAUUCAGGAGGAUAAUUUGAAACACAUGUUUUCUCACCCAGAGUGGUUGUCAUCGUCGUAUAGUAGACGCCCUGAUGCCCAAGCUAUUAAGUCCUUGUUGUAUUUGGAGAGAUUUUGGAAGUCUGCACAUGAAGCAGUAAGUGUUUCUGAGCCGUUGGUUAAAAUCCUAAGGAUUUUAGAUGGGGAUAUGCCUGCAAUGGGCUAUGUAUUUGAGGGAAUAGAGAGGGCAAAGGUCUCCAUCAAGGCAUUCUAUAAAGGCAUUGAAGAAAAAUAUGUUCCGAUCUGGGAUAUAAUUGAUGGCAGAUGGAAUCUGCAGCUUCACUCGCCAUUACAUGCAGCAGCAGCAUUCUUGAAUCCGUCUAUUUUCUACAGCCUCAACUUUAAAGUUGACUCGAGAAUGAGGAACGGGUUUCAAGAAGCCAUGAUGAAAAUGGCUACAGAGGAGGACAAAAUAGAAAUAACCAAAGAGCAUCCCAUGUACAUAAAUGCUCAAGGUGCUCUUGGCACUGAGUUUGCGAUCAUGGGAAGAACGCUAAAUGCCCCAGGUGAUUGGUGGUCAGCGUAUGGUUAUGAAAUCCCCACACUGCAAAGAGCUGCAAUACGGAUACUGAGCCAACCAUGUAGUUCUCACUGGUGUAGAUGGAACUGGAGCACUUUUGAGAGCAUACACAGCAAGAAAUGCAAUUCUUUAGAGAUGGAUAAAUUUAGUGAUCUGGUUUUUGUACACUGCAAUUUGUGGUUGCAAGCAAUUGUUAGAAGUAGGGAUGGGAAAUGUAAGUCCAUUAUUUAUGAUGAAAUAGAUGUUAGCACUGAGUGGCCCACUGAAUCUGAAUCUUCACCUCCUCUCUUGGAUGAUUCUUGGUUGGAAAAUCUACCCCUCGAUUGCAGAGGUAGCCUUUGAACUUGUAAAUAUGUAUAGAAGAGAGAGAGAGAGAUUCAGCACUUGAUUUUGUAUCAAACUUCACUCAGAGUUACUUAACAAUGACCAUUAUUUUUGUAGUGGUCAUUGUAAAUAGCUGUAAAAUAGUUAAUCAAGCUUGUAUAAUUGAAUUUAUCAACAAGUUUUUUUUUUU